This is a messenger RNA of Salvia miltiorrhiza (redroot sage), 3054 nucleotides long. RefSeq names its product protein NARROW LEAF 1-like. Bases 1061 to 2773 code for a protein of 570 amino acids. Lineage: Eukaryota; Viridiplantae; Streptophyta; Magnoliopsida; Lamiales; Lamiaceae. The record is from RefSeq and is a predicted model, not a curated record. The transcript is spliced from 6 exons.
AAUUGACAAAAAUGAGUGAAGAUAAUCCAACUGACAACAUAUAAUGGCUGCACCCUUCUCUGUCUCCCUUCCUCUCUCUCUCUCUCUCUCUCUCACAGUGGAGAUAGUUGAAACUUGAAGAAAUAGUGAAUAUUUGAACUUGGUCAGCUUUAUCUACAUAUCUUUUCUUCUAGAUUUAGGUAUCAAGAAUACACAAAUUAUCGACAUAAACACCAGUUUUUGUUGCAAACAGAAAAAAGAUUAUUAUUUUUGCUUUCUUUCUUGCACCAAGAAUUCGUGCAAGAUUUCACAUGAAAAGGUUGAAGAAUGAGCAGUCUAGUCUAGUUAAGAAUGUCUUGAUCACAAAAAACUAGCAAUUAUAAUGCAUAUACAACCAUCUUCUCCACAGCCCAUGAAAAGGGAAAAUGAUUUCAUUUGUGAAGAUAAAAUAAAAAUGUGCAGCUUUAUGGAAGCAAAUCUGUAUGGGCCCUUAAUCCAGAAGGAGACAUAUAUCAUGAAUGGAAUCCAAGAAGAAAAAAAAAGAUCAUAAAAAUGAAAUCUUGAACUUAGCUAGCUCGUUUCUCUCUCUUCCACCGUUGUUCAUCAAUAGUACUUGACCAACGUGUGCCAUCAUUUGAUCACUCAUAUCAUGAGUGGCCAUAAAAGCAAUACUGUGCGAGAUUGAUUGUGACGGCAGCAUCGACGGCCAAGAAGCUCAUUACUGUGAUUUACUGCUAAUAAUCAUUCUCCCUUCUUCAAAGAAAUACUAUACUGCAAGAUUUAUCGAGUAUUUAUGUGCUCGUACAAAGAAUUGAAUAUACACAGCUUUAUUAUUUUAUCACCCUUCUGAAAAAUAGUCCAUUUUCCCAAAUAAAGUUUUCCCGUUUGCCCCCUCCCUCUCUCUCACACACACACGCACACUCACACACAGUAGUCAGAUGCACUGAGCUUCCCUUCAUGAACUCCCAGUUGUGAUUCAGAUUCAUUCUCAAUUCCAAGAAUAUGGUUGUGGGAGAAGAACAAGCCUAUGUUAGGGCAUUGAAUAUUUUCUUGUCGUAUACAGCUCAUCUUUGAGGGUAGAAUGGAUUCAAGUGCACACAACUCUGGUUCGUCAGAAUUGGAGUUGGAUUUAGAGAGGGAGUAUGACAUCAAUCUGAAUCUUCCCGGUUCAAGUCCACCGCCAUUGCAGAGCUUCGUUGCAGCAGGUUCUGAGAGCAAUGCUGCAUACUUCUCGUGGCCGGCUUGCAGGAUAAGCGAUGCAGCAGAGGAUAGAGCACAUUAUUUUGGCAAUCUUCAAAAGGGGGUUUUGAGUGAAAUCCAUGGGCGUCGCCCAACAGGAUUGCAGGCCACUACCUUGCUGGAACUGAUGACUAUUAGAGCGUUUCACAGCAAGCUUCUGAGGCGCUUUAGUCUGGGUACAGCCAUUGGCCUUCGUAUCAGGAGGGGCUCUUUAACUGAUAUACCAGCCAUACUUGUCUUUGUUGGUAGAAAAGUUCAUAGGCAAUGGCUCAACCCUGCUCAAUGCCUACCUACAGCUCUUGAGGGACCUGGAGGUGUUUGGUGUGAAGUUGAUGUUGUGGAAUUCUCCUACUACGGAGCGCCUGCAGCUACCCCGACAGAGCAGUUCUACACAGAGCUAGUAGAUAGAUUUGGUGGGAGUGAUCCAUGCAUUGGAUCUGGUUCUCAGGUUGCUAGCCAAGAAAAUUAUGGAACAUUAGGUGCCAUUGUUAGAAGCAGGACAGGAAAUAGGCAGGUUGGUUUCCUCACAAAUAGGCAUGUAGCUGUGGAUCUUGAUUUCCCAAGUCAAAAGAUGUUUCAUCCAUUGCCACCAAGCCUUGGGCCAGGUGUCUAUCUAGGCGCAGUCGAAAGAGCUACUUCCUUCAUCAGUGAUGAUCGUUGGUAUGGCACUUUUGCAGGAACAAAUCCAGAGACAUUUGUACGCGCAGAUGGGGCCUUCAUCCCUUUUGCGGAAGACUUGAACAUGAGGAAUGUGACAACACUAGUGAGAGGCAUAGGUGAGAUUGGUGAAGUGAACAAAAUCGACUUACAGUGUCGUGUGGAGAGCCUUGUUGGGAGGCAAGUAAUGAAAGUUGGGAGGAGUUCUGGUUUGACAAGUGGGACUAUAGUGGCGUAUUCUCUAGAGUACAAUGAUGAGAAGGGCAUGUGUUUCUUCACUGAUUUUCUUGUUGUUGGAGAGGAUCAGCACACCUUUGAUCUUGAAGGUGACAGUGGCAGCCUCAUACUACUAACUGGCACCAAUGGCGACAAGCCACGCCCCGUUGGGAUCAUCUGGGGCGGGACAGCUAACCGGGGUCGGUUGAAGUUGAAGCCAGGCCACCCUCCGGAGAAUUGGACUAGCGGAGUUGAUUUAGGGCGUCUCCUUGAUCUCCUCGAACUUGAUCUCAUAACUUGUGCACAAGGCCUUCAAGCUGCGCUGCAAGAGCAGAGGAGUGCAUCCGGUGCACGAGACUCCACUUCUUGGCCGAUAGAGUGGGCCACAACCAAGGACAAGUCGGAAGAGAACUAUGAUGUUCAUGCUUUAAGCAUUCCUCAAGCUUCUAGUGAUGAUGAUUCUCAUACGCCCUUGUUCAGGAAUGAUGAGUUUCACAUCGAGAGUCGUCUUGAGGCCGCUCCGGUGGUGGAGCAUCAGUUCAUCACCAGGCUUUCGGGGGAAUCUCCGGCAAACCAAAGUGAGAUGAGAGAUGAGAGUGCACAAGAAAUUUCUGUUUCUUUGCAGUUGGGUGAAACAGAAUGUAAGAAAAGAAAGCUAUCUGAUUCGCCUAACUCAAACUAGAAGCAUGUUUUUUAUUACUUGAGCUAUCACCUCCCUACCUAUUCUUUCAUCCAUAUAGUAAUUGUGAAUGUUGUAACUAUAAGCCUUUUUAUUUGUGUGAGAGAGAAACAUAACCUCAUUUUAUGCUUUCUUUGGAUGUAAUAAUAAGGGGAGACCAAAGCCGAAUCGAAUCGAAUUUGCCAAUUUGGGGCCACUUCGGGUUUGAUUCGAAUUUUGUACAUGGAAACUCAAAUGUAAAUUCCGACUCAUUUCGGUUCUAUAGCCCAAGAAUUUGGGUGAAA